Molecule: messenger RNA, 3790 nt
Organism: Anneissia japonica
Lineage: Eukaryota; Metazoa; Echinodermata; Crinoidea; Comatulida; Comatulidae
Product: cell adhesion molecule 4-like
Exons: 1
Coding region: 552-1895 (447 amino acids)
Source: RefSeq, a predicted model, not a curated record
UUAUUCGAGCUGCACUUAUAAAAAAAAAUGUUGCUUUAUUGCCAUAUUCAUGCUAUUAUAACAAUUUCGAUAUUACAUAAACUAAAUUAUGUUACGAAAUGAAACAGCAAGAUGAUGAUAAUAUGUGAAAAAACCACAAAAUAAUCUAGGCUUAAUAAUAAUAAUAAUAAUAAUAAUAAUAAUAAUAAUAAUAAUAAUAAUAAUAAUAAUUAUCAAUAACGUUGACUAUCGUAAGGCAUACAUAAAUAUUUAUCUUCUUAAAUGCAGUAUGUCAAUCAACGCUAUUUAAUAUGUUUUUAGAAUUUAUGUUUUUCCAUUUAUAAAGUUACGCACCUUACCUUUGUUAACUGAACGAUGUUUCUUUAAUUAGUCUGAGUAUAGUUUAUUUACAUUACCAUUGCAGAAUGGUAAACUUAACUUUGAAUCGGUCUUGCCAUAAUAAAUAUUAAUUUUCCUUUAAGUGCUAUUGAAAACGUUAUACAAGGAACACUCCUUUCGUAAAUUCUGUUGAGUAAACUCAAUAAGAAAUAUACUUUAACGACGCAAAAGAAAUGAAAGAGAGAAAUUUCAAUGAGUACUAUUUAUUACUUUUCAUGUGUACAUUGGGAUUGUGUUGGGCUUCACCAGAGUUCACAGAAGAGCCGCAAAGUGCAGCUCUGCUUGCCGGUAAAGAACAUUCCUUCAAGUGUGCGGCUCGAGGUAUGAAAUUAGGAAACCAUUCAUUUGUCUGGCAAAAAAAUGGAAUACUUUUAACAGUUCAGGAACAGAAAAUAUCGGUUGUAUCGUAUGAUAUAUCAGGCCUUAAUAUAACAAUUCUUACGGUAAAGGAUAUUGAAACAAAUGAUGCUGGUCUUUAUAGGUGCGUGAUUUUAGCUCCCGGAAAAACAGAACUGAGAUCGGGACAAGCUAGAUUGACGGUUCAAUCGUUGCCUAACUCACGUUUUCCUGAGUGCCAGUUAUUCGUUGACAAGAUUUUAGUUGGAGCGAAUAUUAAACUUUCAUGUAUAUCUGAAAAAGUAGAGCCAAUGGUAACACUGGAGUGGCGACGAAACAAAUACAAGAUACGGAACGACGAAAGAAUAACAUUCAGUGGUGAUAAAGUACAACUUGAUUUCGAUUUAGUAGUAAGUAAAAACGAUAUCGACGCUGUCUUCACAUGUUUUCAGACAUCGCCGGUUAGACCCGAAAACCAAUCGACGUGUUCAGUCGGACCUCUGAAAGUCGGCUACAAACCAACUAUUGUCAUUCAACACACUGAUCAGAUACUACCUGGACGCGAAGCUAUAUUAUUUUGUCAAACAUUUUCAAAUCCACCGGUUGAUGAAUACCAGUGGGCAUUCCAUCCUACAUUAGGUGAUAAUCAGUACACGAUUGAUGCAUCUGGACAAUUGUUAACUCUUUUGAAUCCGUCUCUAACCAUGAAUGCAACUAAAGUAACAUGUUCAGCCACAAAUGAAAUUGGUAAAAGUUCAUCGACAAUACAAAUAAAUAUUGGCAAGCCAUAUGGUGAUCCACAUUCUAUCGAUGUAUCAUUCAAUCAUAAUGAAUUCAAGAACAAGAAUGGGAUUCGUUUAUCUUUAGAUGUUGUGAUCAUCAUUGCUGCUGGUGUUGUAAUUAUUGUUGUACUUGUUGUUCUGGUUCCCGUCUAUCAUUAUUGUUUAUGUCGUAAUGAUAACACAACAGCAGUAGAUUCUUCAGGAAAUACAGUAAUUCAGCCUGAAGUAUAUUAUGAGGCUAAAGAAGGUGUUAUUUUAAGACAUACGCUACAGGAUCGUUCCUUACCUCGUGUACCUACUACAGAAGUGUAUGGUCAUUGGAGACAUUCGACAGCUUCACAAGUUCCCAAUGAUCUUGAGACACAUAGCUACACAUACAUAGAUACCGAGAACGAUUAAUCUUACUCUUAUCCUAAAAUGAUUAUCCCUUUUUAUUUCAACUCCAUUAUUAUAUUGUAAAUAGCUACAACUAUCUUGUUUUAACAGUAUUUCCGUCUAAUAAAUAUUAAGUGUCCCCUAGUUAUACUUAUAUCCAGAGAACGAUCGAUAGAAUACUGUACAUUUGUAUAUACCGUCAAAUAAAACAUGUUAUUAGGUAUACUUAAUAUCAUUGUAUUAGCCCGAUAAAUAUAAACACUCUAUAACCGUUAUUACCGUAUUACACAGUUCAUAUCGAUUUUGCACAUUACAUAGUAUUUGAUAAAAUAAUAUAUACUUUUCUUUUUAUAGGAAAAUAUAUAUUAUAAAAGCGCAAUAACUCAUUAUUUUAAUUAACUUUCUGAAGUAUUUCAGACAAAGUUAUUAUAGACUAACAUAACUAUUUUUCAAUAAGAAUUGUAUGGCUUAAGAGAGCAGAUAACACAAACACCAGUAAAUUUUGUGUUUGUAUUUAAAUUCAUAAAAUAAUUUAAGAGUUGGCACGUUGCACUAAUUGCAUCUGCAAAAGAUUACAACCGGGGAAGGCGAUUGAAUUUCCAUUUAUGUUGCAAGUGUCGUUGUCGAGGGUUCGAACCACACACUGACCAUUCUAUGCCGGCCAUGCUUAGUUACCCCAGCUUGUACUUUUGAUAGGUUGUGAAGUGGUUUACACUGUGUUUCAGCAGAGGUGCAAGUAUUUCGUGGCUUAUAAAUUAUACUUUGUUAUUUGCUUGUAUUUGGUAUUUAUAUAGCACUUUUCCGUUGGUUUAACAAAGCACUUUGUUUUUCCUUGGUCGUUGGGGCCACAUGCUGAAGUGUUGCUGCCAUAUAUUGGCGCAGUAUCAAACAACCCCCACCCCAUUAGGUACCCAUUUAUACUCCUGGGUGGAGAGAAUCAAGCAGAUAAAGUGCCUUGCUCAAGGCCACAAGUGAAAUGCACAGCGAGGGAUUGCAACUCGGACCUCAAGGUUUGAAAACCAAUGUUUAUUAUUUAUUUGAUUUUUUUUUCUUUUGUGGAUAAAUCAACACCUUUCUUUAGGUAUUUACAAUAUACAUAUGAUACACGUAAAGAAAUUAUAAAUAAAUAUGUAAUACAUUUCAUGCUUAUAUAUAAUAUUAUAUUAUUUUAUAUUUUAAUACAUAAUUAUGUCUACAUAUUAAACAAUACAAUGUUUAAACACCGAACAUCAUUAUAAUAUAUUAAUAAAACUGAGAUAUGCAUCAAACCAGUGCAUGACUAUGAAUGAAAUCAUGUACUCAUAACUCAUUUCAAUAUUUUAUUCAAAUAUCGAAAAUUUGAAAAACAAAACAAAACGUUUUCUUUGUCAAUUGUUAUUACUUCCUAACUACACACAUUAUUAUUGUAAAUGUUUUUGUUGGUUUGUUAUUAAUAUUAUAUUUGUAAAUGGAACCACUGAAUUAUUAUAUUGACAUUAUGAUUAUACAUAAUGGAGCGCUAUUUAACUUCGCAAUACUUAUUUGUAAUUAAACAUUUUUUGUUGAUUUUGUUAUUAAUAUUUUAUUUCUAAUUGAAGUGAAUUAUUACACGUAAUCUAGUAUCGCUAUUAGCUCUGCCAUUAUUAUUAUUUACUUAUUAUGUGUCUUUCAAAGAGCAGUAUUAUAUGAUUUCUUUUAUAGGAAUGGCACAUUUCUCCAAUUACAUCGGCAAAACACUACAACAUAUAACAAGCAGUUAUGAAGUUGCUACAUGAUAUACGACAUAACUUGACAAUAGAAAAAUAUAGAUACCAAAUAGUGUAUAAAAAUAAUAAUUUUUAUUAUUUAUUGAUUUUUAAAAUUAUUAUGGGUCUAUAAAAAAGCAGUAAUAAAUAAUGUCUUUCUAAAAAAGAGGUCUUUUAUUUUCAUGUAUGCUGCUU